AUGUCGACCAAGGUUGUGGAAGUGAUGACAGGGAUUGCUCGUCCAAGAGCCAACUUUCAUGCAUCUGUUUGGGGAGACUUUUUUCUUAAAUAUACUUCUACUACUGAUUCCAAGGACAAUGAGCUAAAGAACAAAAUUCAUAGUGAAUUGAAAGAAAAAUUGAGGAAAAAAUUGAUAUCCCCACAUUCGAUCGAUACUAGUCUAUCGGAAAAGUUAAACUUUAUUGAUAAUAUUCAACGUCUCGGUGUGAGUUAUCAUUUUGAAAAUGAGAUUGAACAAAUAAUCCAGCGCAUUUAUAUUGAUAAGAAACACAUAAGCCUGACCAAGAAUGAGGACGUUGAUCUUCAUAAUUGUGCUCUUCUCUUUAGGUUACUCAGACAUCAAGGAUAUAAUGUUUCGGCAGUGGAUGUGUUUAAGAAAUUCUUGGACAUCAACGGCGAAUUUAAGACAUCCAUAAAAAAUGACAUGAAAGGGAUGUUAAGUCUGCACGAGGCCACGCAAUUGAGGCUCCCAGGAGAAGACAUUUUGGAGAAAGCCUUGAAUUUCAUUACAAAGAUAUUUGAGAAUAUGUUGUUGCAAGAUCAUCAUGAUAUCAUAGAUCACAAGAAUCCCUACCUUUCUCAACAAGUAACUAAUGCUCUUAAUCAAUCUUUGCAUAAGGGUAUGAUAAGGAUAGAAGCAAGAAAAUACUUCCCCAUCUAUGAGAACUACAACACCCACGAUAACAAAUUGCUAGAAUUUGCAAAACUCGAUUACAACAUAUUGCAAAGAAUGUAUCAAAGAGAACUAGCUGAACUCACUAGGUGGUGGAAGGAUUUAGAUUUUGUGAACAAAUGUCCUUUUGCAAGAGAUCGAUUGGUGGAAGGCUAUUUCUGUACUUUAGCGAUUUACUUUGAGCCUCAAUAUUCAUACAGUAGGAAAAUGGCUACUAAGAUGAUCGCAUUUUUGUCGGUUUUGGAUGAUAUUUAUGAUGCUUAUGGUACAUGGGAAGAACUGGUGAUUUUGACUGAUGCAAUUAAUAGGUAUACUGAAUAUAUGAAGGUUAUGUCGAAUAUAUUUUUGAAAGAGGCGAGUUGGCUUCAUACAAGUUAUAUCCCCACCCUCGAAGAAUAUAUGAAUGUGUCCUUGAUCUCAUCUGGUGCUCGAUUUCUAUCUAUCAAUUUAUUUAUUGGAAUGAAUCCUACUUUGGCAACUAAAGAGGUUUUUGAUUGGGCAUUUGAAGAUCCUCCAAUCUUAAAAGCCAUUGCUAUCAUUAUAAGACUCAUUGAUGACAGUGUGGGAUUCAAGUUUGAACAAGAAAGAGAGCAUGUGGUAUCAGCAGUACAAUGUUACAUGCAUCAACAUGACGUGUCAGAAGAUAUAGCGAUAUCUCAGCUUAAAAUGAAAGUAAUUGAUGCAUGGAAAGUGAUCAACUCUGAGUUAAUUCGACCAACAAAAGUCUCAAGGGCUCUUCUUACCCAUGUGGUUGGUAUUGCCCGAUUUAUGGAAGUAUUGUAUAAAGAAGGAGAUGGAUACACACAUCCUCAAUCCAAGGGAAAAGAGAUUCUUUCCUAUGUGCUUGUUAAUCCGGUCGAUGUGUAA
Impatiens glandulifera is the source of this 1581-nucleotide messenger RNA. RefSeq names its product probable terpene synthase 2. Gene Ontology annotation, molecular function: terpene synthase activity; magnesium ion binding. The transcript is spliced from 6 exons. NCBI's taxonomy places the organism in Eukaryota, Viridiplantae, Streptophyta, Magnoliopsida, Ericales, Balsaminaceae. Gene Ontology annotation, biological process: diterpenoid biosynthetic process. The record is from RefSeq and is a predicted model, not a curated record. Bases 1 to 1581 code for a protein of 526 amino acids.